Molecule: messenger RNA, 1468 nt
Organism: Hydractinia symbiolongicarpus
Lineage: Eukaryota; Metazoa; Cnidaria; Hydrozoa; Anthoathecata; Hydractiniidae
Product: pancreatic lipase-related protein 2-like
Exons: 6
Coding region: 1-1203 (400 amino acids)
Biological process (GO): lipid metabolic process
Molecular function (GO): lipase activity
Source: RefSeq, a predicted model, not a curated record
AUGCGUGACAGCGAAAUAAAAAUUGACCUUCCAAAACAUUUAGCUUGCCAUCAACAAUAUGAAUGCCUCUCGAUGCAAUCUGAAACAGAUGGGACAUUGCCAAAUCCUACCGACUCGCUGGACACAACAUUUUGGUUGCACACAAGAAGCACUCCUUCACCUGUUCAAUUGAAUCUUGUACAGAAGAGCAGUGAAACUUUUCUAGUAGAUAGGAAGAAAUUGGUAGUAAUUGGUCAUGGCUUUCGCGGAUUUGUUAUCCUUGAAAGAGAAUCUCAAAGUUGUCUUUUUGUGAUAGGAAACUCAAGUAAAUCGUGGAUACAACCCAUGGUUAAUGCUUUACUGAGAGUGGAGGACAUGAACAUAAUCGUGGUUGACUGGGAAAAUGGGGCUGCACCUCCAUACCCAAGUGCGGUUGCCAAUAGCAGACUAGUUGGUGAGUUCAAAAACAAAGUAUUUGGCCUCGCGCUACUUCUGUUAUUACCUAAUAAAAACGCGAUGAAGAGCUGUUUUACUAAUAUAAAUAUUUAUCUCCAUUUAGGACGUGAAAUCUCGAGCUUGCUAAAAAAGCUUCUGGCUCAGAAAGAUCUUUUGCAACCUUCCGAUAUUCAUUUGAUUGGGUUUAGUCUUGGUGCACAUUUAGUUGGAUUUGCAGGAAAGAACUUGAGAGAAGAAGGUCUUCUAGUAGGAAGAAUAACCGGUUUAGAUCCAGCUGGACCUCUUUUUGAAAAAGCUGAAAAGGAUUCCCGCCUAGAUAAAGAUGAUGCUCAAUUUGUAGAUAUCAUUCACACAGAUACAAGAACAUUCUAUUUUGCAGGACUUGGAAUUAAAAAAGCAAUUGGAAAUAUUGAUUUCUAUCCUAACGGAGGCUUUUUUCAGCCUGGUUGCCAACGACUAACUUUAGGUAUACAGAUUUAUAACAGAAACGUAAUUCUUUUAGAUCUUUUAGCAAGCGGUGGAGGACUUGAUGAUUUAGGAUGUAGCCACGCCCGAGCUGUUGAGUAUUUUAUUGAAUCCAUACUAAACAAGGAUGCCUUUGAAGCGUACCAAUGUUCCACUUAUGAAGGAUUUAAGAGAGGCACAUGUAAAGAAAAUAAUGGGAAAAUCAUUUCUAACAAUAUGGGAUUUCACGUUGACAAAACAAGUGGAACAUUCUUUUUAAAGACAAAUGCUGAACGCCCUUUCUCAGGUACAAAUGUUGUUUAAAAAUGCUGAAUAACUAGAAAAAAUUGAUUGUGACUUUCCACAACAACACUAUUUUUCAGAUUCAAAAUUUAUAGUACAAAUAAAAACUAUUUCCUUUUUUCAAAUCUUAAAACUAAAAAAAAGGAAAUUUCAAUUUCAAAUCUUCGGCAUUGUUUCGUCCUAUUUUCAGGUCAUCACUAUCUCCUAACCGUAACUACUGGCACUAAAUUUUUUUCUGGUACAUUUGCAAAACUUCAAGUAAAACUGUAUGGAAUGAAAGGUGCAU